Messenger RNA from Dioszegia hungarica, 1791 nucleotides. RefSeq lists its product as uncharacterized. Lineage: Eukaryota; Fungi; Basidiomycota; Tremellomycetes; Tremellales; Bulleribasidiaceae. The transcript has 3 exons. The record is from RefSeq and is a predicted model, not a curated record. The coding region runs from base 1 to 1791 and encodes 596 amino acids.
AUGAAGCAGAUUCCCCUCGAGGUCAAAGCUCGCAUCGCGGCGCAACUCGACCUCCCUUCCGCCCGAAACUUGACCGUGAGCUGCAAGGCGUGGAGGAAUGCGGGAGAGAUGGCGGUCUGGAAUGAGGUGGAUCUGACCACGGGAUGGUAUGAUAAGCCGGCGUGUACCGAAGACUUCAUCGACGAAACGGAACACGACAUCCGGAACGGCAAGGUCGACACCAAGCUCGAGCGCAUCCGCGACUCUCUCAAGGCGUACCCCUUCCGCUGGAAAUGUAUCCAGUCGAUCCGCAUCGAGCCCUCGGACGGUGGUGAAGACGACGGGAUGUGUAGCGCCCCCCAAGCCAAAGCGCUCAUCUCCUUCAUCACACGCGUCGCUCCCCGCCUCACUCGGAUCAGCAUCCUUCCCCUUCCUCUCGCUGAGGACCUCUUGGAUGAACAAAGCUGCGAGAUGUUCACGUCGAUGCUCGGCUCGCUCAAGCUCAACUUCCCAAAAGUCACCCACGUGCAAUUUGCGCGGGGCUUCGCAUCAGAGGCGGCGAUCCCGACCUGGAUCUUGCGGAUCAAGACCCUUCAGCACCUCGAAGUCGCCCGGCCGGACGUCUCCUUCGUCGCCGAUCUCGGUCACAUCAGUACUACCAUCUUAAGCGGUAUGUUCCCGCACCUCACGACCGUCACCGUCCAUCGCAUCGGCAAGAAUCACGAUCAGCACGCUCGCGAGAUCAUCACUGCUCUGCUCGAGGUGGCGCCCAAGCUUGCAACCGUCCGCAUCACCGGUCUCUGGGAGCGGAUCGAGAGGGACAGUCGGGGAUAUCUCCCGGAAGUCUGGCGGCAGACGAAGCGGUCUCGCACAAUCUCGAUCAUUCGGCCAGACAAGCUCGGCAACGGCGGAUCGGCGUUCGUGCACGAGACGAGGGAAUCUACACCUUCUUCUACGCCGGUCUAUCGCGAUUCAGACGACGAGGAUAGCGAUGAUGCAAGCGAGAGCUACGGUUAUGGCGGAAGCGAGGGUGGGUACGGGGACGGAUUUGGCGGGGGAACAGGAAGGCGGCUGUACAGCGACUCGUGCGCCAGUGACGAUAGCGAGCGGCUCGCAUGGAAGGACAGCAACCUUCCAACAGAAGACCUAUUGACCGAGAAGGAAGUGUUUGCGGGCGGGAUCAAGGUCAAGUUUCUGGAGGAGGCGGUCAUCACGAUGGAUCUGGCAAAGGGGUGCGAGGAGUUUCCUUACGACACCAUCAUCGUGGAGAAUGACAAGACCGUCUCUCGCCUCACCGUCGUUACCACUCCUCGCCUCACCGGGGCCACCAAGCACACCUCCCAGUCCCCCGACCAUACCGCCGCCAUCCUCGGCCCUCUCCUCACCACUCUGCGCCGCGUCCCCGAGCUAUCUGUCAUCUACAUUCCCUCGGCUCCUGGUCUCUUUUCCUCUGACUUUGUCUCCCCCGCUCGGGACGCCGGCCGCUUCGUACACCCCAAUUUCUGGACGGACGGUCAGCGAGGCGCCAUCAUUCGCCACUACGUAUCAGGGAACGACGUCCUUUGGCAUAUACGAAUCCGGGACGGCUGUUCGGCGGCGGACUCAGGCGGUGCGGUCAAGCCGGACGACGACUGCAGGACUGACCUGGCAUGCUAUAAGGACCGCGUGCUGCCCCGCAGCGUUCUUCAGGCGGUCUACGAGAAGGCGGCACUCGAUAUCGACAGUACGGAAGGCGGACGGCGGCUAUCACUCGGAGAUGGGUCGGCAUGGGACAUCCUGCGGAAUUGGGCAGAGAAGACGGAGGAGAUGUAG